Molecule: messenger RNA, 1842 nt
Organism: Monopterus albus (swamp eel)
Lineage: Eukaryota; Metazoa; Chordata; Actinopteri; Synbranchiformes; Synbranchidae
Product: phospholipase B1, membrane-associated
Exons: 13
Coding region: 758-1675 (305 amino acids)
Biological process (GO): phospholipid metabolic process
Cellular component (GO): brush border membrane
Molecular function (GO): retinyl-palmitate esterase activity; phosphatidylcholine lysophospholipase A1 activity; A2-type glycerophospholipase activity
Source: RefSeq, a predicted model, not a curated record
CUGUGUUCUAAAUAAAUGACCAGAAAGACAGAGUUGCAUGGUAGUCAUUAUGAAGGACACGCCCAAGUGCUACCCAGAGUCGUGCGGUGUAUGGGACCUGGAGUAGGCACUAAUUGACAGCAUAGGUGCUAGCGCCCUGCUAGCUAGUUUAGCUGCUCAAAGUAUAGGUAGUCUCUCUCCUCCACGCCAGGGGUCAUUACAAUAUUAAUACCUGCUUAAAGAUGAAUAACAGACAAGUAAUAUUUCAGGAACAGUCAUCUUUUUUUUUUUUUCUUUUUUUUUUACCUUUUCUUUUCUUCCAGAACUGGGGAAGUGACUUCUCCUGUGUGAACCUUGCUCCAUCUGAGACUGUGCCAACGUCAGUUCACAAGCUGAGAGCAGCAGACAUCAAGGUGGUGGCAGCGCUGGGAGACUCUGUAACUGCAGGAACUGGCGCUAAAGCAAAGAGCCUGCUUCAACUCAAUAAAGCAUAUGCAGGUGUAUCAUGGAGCAUCGGAGGAGAUGCGACUCUGGCAACUGUCACGACACUACCAAACAUCUUGAAGAAGUUCAACCCCUCCUUAGUGGGCUUCUCCAAAGAUCAGGGCUUAAAACAGAAUGGCUUCAACAUGGCUGAACCUGAAGCUAAGGCCUCAGAGAUUCCAGUACAAGUACAAGCUCUCAUCAAAGCCAUGAGAGAAAAUAAAGUGAGACUUCUACAGAACUGAAUAACUUUUAUAAUUUUCUGCAAGCCCGAGUCUGAUCACCUCUUUCUUUCAUGCUCAUGUUCUGUACACAUGCUACACAGGAGGUGAACUUUGACAAAGACUGGAAACUUGUCACAAUAUUUGUGGGGGGAAAUGAUCUUUGCCAUUAUUGUAUAGACCAAAAUAAUCUAUCCCCCAAGAAUUACAGUCACAAUCUUAUGCUCAGCUUGGACAUGCUCUACAAAGAGAUACCAAGGCUCUUGGUUAACGUUGUGGCGAUCUUUCAGAUAGAUGCACUGAAAACAGUUAAGAGGAACACACUGGGUUGUUCACUACUUCAGAGGAACAGCUGUCCCUGUGUUAUCAACCCAGAUGAAAAUUCUCCAGAGCUUGAGGAGAUAAAACGAAUCAAUCAUGAGUAUCAGGUUGAGAUUCAGUAUCUUAUUUCUGGAGAUCGCUAUGAAGGAAAAGAAGACUUUGCUGUUGUCCUUCAGCCCUUUUUACAACAUUUUUUUAUCCCUCAUAUUGGAAAGGGUGAGGCUGACCCGAGUUUCUUCUCGGUUGACUGCUUUCACCUCAGUGAGAGAGCUCACGCUGAGAUGGCCAUUGCUCUCUGGAAUAAUAUGUUGGAGCCUGUAGGCAGGAAACAAGCAUACAACAACUUCACAUAUGAUCGUUCCAAGAUUCGCUGUCCCUCUGAGGCCAAUCCUUUCAUCUUCACUAGAAUCAACAGCCAGCCAAGUCCACCAGUGACUAACACCACUGCUGCUCCAGACACGGACACUAACAUUACCACCAGCAGCACCGGCACUGCACCAUCCAUCUCUCUGCCCAUGUGUUCCUCCUCCAUCCCUGUAUGGGUGCCAGUGGCUGUGGGAAUCAUCAGUUUACUGACUGGCAUUGCUGUUGCCUGGCUACUUCGCGCCUACAUUCGGUGUUCAAAAAACAAACAGGAGAGAGUGGUAGAAAUGAAAGGAACUAGUUUUUAAUGCAAUUGUUCUAUAGUAUGAUUUAGCCUUGUUGUUGCAUCACAUACAUUUUGAAUAGAAAGUACAUUCUAGAAGAAAUACCCUACAGAAGCAGCAACAUCAAUGAGCUAUCAAAUCAAAUCAAUUUUAUUUAUAUAGCACUUAAAAAACAUCCAGUUGACCAAAGU